Messenger RNA from Sphaeramia orbicularis (orbiculate cardinalfish), 4828 nucleotides. It is a transcript of the gene tdrd7b, whose product is annotated as tudor domain containing 7 b. The coding region runs from base 124 to 3585 and encodes 1153 amino acids. NCBI's taxonomy places the organism in Eukaryota, Metazoa, Chordata, Actinopteri, Kurtiformes, Apogonidae. Gene Ontology annotation, biological process: spermatogenesis; P granule organization; piRNA processing. Gene Ontology annotation, cellular component: P granule. The record is from RefSeq and is a predicted model, not a curated record. The transcript is spliced from 20 exons.
UGGACCGGCUGGCAGACAGACACACCGAGGACAGAGCUCCGACCACGGCUCAGCUCUGUGGCCGUGGCAGCACCCACACCGACUGGAAGUCCUCACUUCACCAUCCCAUCUAUUUGCAGCAAGAUGGCUGACGUGGAGCUGGUGAAGAAGAUGCUGCGGGCUGUCCUCCAGGCGAACAAGGGUGGAGUGUCAUUGUCCCGUCUGCAGUCGGAGUAUAAGGAGCUGACUGGGGAUCAGAUACCACAUAAGCAGAUGGGUCACAACAACCUUGAUGCACUUCUAGAGACCAUGCCCUCUGUUGUCCGCAUGGAGCGUAAUCGUUCUGGAGAGAUGAUGUGUUUUCCUUCAUUGGCCAAUGAAACUACCCAUAUAGCCAAAGUGGUGGCUCGCCAACGUAGCUCCAAGAAGACAGGCCGACCCCACCUGGUUAACACCCAGAUGAGAGUCAAACCAGCUGCUCCCCUCGUCCUAAAUGCCAAACCUCAAACUUCUCUCAGGCAGCCGAACCACAGAGGGCGAGGCGGAGGUAGAGGAGGAGGCGGUGGCCGAGGGGCUGGACAUGGAGACUUCAGACAGACAAGGGACAUGAAGGAUGGCCAGUCAGAGGGCAAGACUGGAGUGCAUCCGAAUAAGAUGUCCAAUCAGAACACACCCAACAGGAAAACAAAUCCACCACCAGAAAAGUCAGACAAGAGGAUGACUCUGCCGUCACGGUUUCAGAAGGAGGUGCAAGCUCACCUUUCCAGAAACCCCCAACAGACUAGUUCACCUAUGAAUCUUAAUGAGAGCCUCAGCCCAGGCAAAGGAAAACCCUAUAACCCUCAGCAGGUCCAGAGUCGCAUUAAGGAGGUCCUGGGGAAGUACAGUAAUGGGUUUUGGGUGUCCAAGUUGCCUCAGAUCUACAGAGAACUGUACAAACAGGACCUGCCCACAGAGGCCAUCAAAGACCUGGAAACAUGGACACACAUUUGUACUGUAGAGAAAACCUGCAGCAGCAACCCAUCAGAGCUGCUUCUUUACCCCGCCAAGGACAAGGCUGUGACAAAUCUUAACCCAAGUUCCACCACUGCCCCUACCCAGAGUUCAAACAGCCCCACAAAUAAACCCUUGCAGUCCCCUGCCCAGCAGAGACCUUCCAGCACCCAUCUGACACGCUCCAGUUCUCAUCCUCCUCAGUCUCCAACAUUGUCCUCCUCCUCCUCACCCAGCCCUCCAUCCUCUCCUACACCCCUUAGCCCUGACCUGAAAGUGAAACUGGAGGAGCUACUGAUAAAGUACUCCAAUGGACUUUGGGCCCAUGCGCUGCCAAAGCUCUUCCAGGACACCUACAAAACUAAACUGCCUGGACAUGUCCUAGAGAACCUUCACCUCCUCUCUGACUUCUGCACCAUCGACUACCCCAUGCCUGACAACCCAAAGAGGGCUAUCCUGUACAGGAGGAGCAGCAGUGGGGGUGGAGCAGGCGAGGAUGAGAACUGCAAUAGGAGGGACUCCACAACGAGUGAGGAAGAGCUGAAGUUGAGGCAGGAGCUGGGGAGGAGGCUCAGUAACCAUGCUGUACCAUCUCUGCAGAUUCCUAAAGAGGAAUAUCCCUCAGUGCUGGUGGUAGAGGCUACAAACACCAAUGGAGUUAUACUCAGGUAUAUUGGUGAAGGUUACUCCCAGGCCCAAGAGUCCAUGGAGGAUGAAAUGAGGGAGUUUUAUGGCUUAAACCAAAGUAGUCCCACUCCUUUGUCAGCUCCAUUGUCAGGCCAACUUGUCGCAGUCAGAGCAGAGGAGGAGGAGGAGAUUCUGAGAGCUCAAGUCUGUGAGGUUCUGGCUGAUAAGGUCAAGGUUUACUAUGUGGAUCAUGGCUUCUCAGAGGUGAUCAGCAAAGCCAAAGUGUUUGACCUGCAGGAGAAGUUUUUCAAAUUGCCUUUCCAGGCUACUAAGUGUAAACUGGCAGGCUUGGAGCCAUUCUGUCAGGAUCCUGGGGUGUUGAAGAAAUUUGAGACAAUGGCAAGUGGAAGAAUCCUGCUGGCGGAGAUCCUAGAGAGAGGGCAGAUCCCGCUAGUUGUUCUGUAUGACACUUCACAGGACGACGAUGUCAACAUCAAUGCUGCCUGUAUGAAGGCCCUGCAGGACAAGACACUAGCCAGCCCAUUACAGGUCAACAGUGCUUACAUGAAUGUGACUGUCAGCAGUGUGUGUUCAGAUGGGACCGUCUACUGUCAACUGCCCUCCAGAGGCCUCGCCAAGCUCAAUGAGAUACUGGAGAAAAUAGAGACGUACUUCCACUCACAGGUAACAUCAGAAUUCCUGGUUUCUAGGCCCUUCUGUGGAAAACGAUGCCUGGCACGAUACAAAAGCAAAUGGUCCCGUGUUGAGAUCACCAAUCUGCAUGGCAGCAGAGUGUUGGAUAUCCUGUUCAUUGAUGUGGGCGUUCAGGCUUCUGUGGAGGUGUUUGAACUCAGAGAAAUCCCUCCACCAUUCCUUCGUGACCUUAUGGCCAUCCCACCACAGGCUGUGAAGUGCUGUCUGGCAGACCUGGCUGUCAGUGUCGGAUCCUGGACUCCAGAAGCUGUCCAGUGGCUUCGAGAGAAAGUACUUAACAUCACUGACUGUAGUAUGAAGGUUGCCAAGGUGGAUGAUGCCAAGCGCUGCAUCUAUGUCCACCUGUUUACUGACAAGAACUUCCACGACCCGGCCCGAAGCCUCAACCAUCAGAUGGCCCAGUCUGACCUUUUCAAAACGCAGCCUGACGUCUUCCUGACAAGUCACAGUCCCACCAAGAUCUCUACACCCACUCUAUCCUCCAAGACAUCCAGCCCCAGUGACUCCACUAAUGGGAGUCCAACGUCAACUUCACUAUCAGCUAAGCCUCAUCUUAGGAGAGCUCUGUCAGGUCCCAGAGGAGGAGGAGGAGGAGGAGGAGGAGGAGGAGGAAGAGGAAACACAACUACCUCCACCCCGUCAGAGACACCUUCAUCCCCCUCAUCCUCGCUGAAUCUGCCACCGCUACUAGAGCUGUCCCCUCCAGGAGGCAACAUGGAUGUAUAUGUAUCAGUUGCGUGCCAUCCUGGUCACUUUGUGCUGCAGCCGUGGAGAGAUAUGUACAAACUGGUGGUGCUGAUGGGGGAGAUGAUUCUCUACUAUAAUAAAACUGAAGAGAAACCACUCAACAUAGAGAAGAAUCAAAUAUAUGCUGCCAAAGUGGAGAACAGCUGGCAUCGUGUCUUAGUGAAGGGAGUCCUGACCAAUGGACUGGUGUCUGUCUAUGAGUUGGACUACGGUAAACACGAGCUGGUCAGCUGCACACAGCUCCGGCCUCUUAUCAAGGAGUUUAGACAGCUGCCAUUCCAGGGGAUCACUGCCCAACUAGCCGGGGUUAAGCCGAGGCAGUGGUCAGAGGAAGCUUCCAUCGUUUUCAGGAACCAUGUGGAGAAGAAACCACUUGUGGCCCAGCUGGAGGCCAUCCAGGAAGCCACUAAUCCAUGGGACCGGAAGCUGACGGUGUUCCUGGUCGACACUUCGCAGGAAGAAAGGGACAUCUGGGUACAUGACAUCAUGGCUGAAUUUGCCGAUGAACUGACCAAUGAGCUGUAGACGAAGGUGAUGAGUCUCACCAGAGGAGCAGUUGUUGAAGACACUGAGUUGUGGACAAAAAUGAGAAAACUCAUAUAAAUAUCUAUAUUUUUCCACCUACCAUUUAGGAUGAGUUAAAGAAGGAAGGAAUGAAAAUGGAAAAGGGAAAAGGGAAAGUGAGAGAAGGUACCGAAUUUGUGGAAAUAGGUUUUGACAGUUUAUUUACAGGAGAGACAUUGGAAGGAGAUUGUGAUGUGAUUUUGAGUGACUGCAGUGUGAACAGUGGACAGUACAUCCAUGCAUGAUGUUGUGGUUCAGUCCAAACUUUACUCAGAUUUAAAAAAAAAAAAAAAAAAAAACACCUACAAUAUAACAAACUGCUGAAUCUAUGCGUAGUAGUUUCACAAGCUGCAGACAUGAUUGUGUAUUCUUAUACCAUCUGGUAUAAGCUUCAAUCCAAAGCAACUUCUUAAAGUAUCGUGAAUGCAUCCAGAUUUUAUAUCUAAUUUCAGGAAGCCUAAAUACCUUCAAACCUACCAAUGUGAGCAACAUGCAAAAUGCACACAAUGUUAAAUUGAACACAGUAAGGCUACAAAAAGUAGAAAUUAUGCAUUUGUUUACAAAGAAAACCUGCUUUUUACAUGGUAUGUUUGAUUGUAAUAAAGUUUACAAAAGUUAGAGGAAACAUUCCUAUAUAUGGAGAAGAAAUGGAUGAAACAAUAUGGAUAUAAAAUGAUCUGUUGAACUUACAAAGAAGCAAAUGUUAAUGGCCAAGUUAGAGGAAUAAACAGAAGUUAGAAGGGUUUGGAGGAGCCAUUCACUUGAUGUUUUUCUCCUUAUGAAUGUAGACAUGAGUGUUUUUGGUGGUUUUCUCUGGGCCUUUACGUUAUUGUAGAUGAGCACAUGGUUCAGAUUUCCCUCCGACUUUUAAGAACGAACGGGACAUUGAGCUGUGUUUCAUUGUCACAAAUCAUUCUAUGACCAAAUGUAAACAUUAUAGAUGUGAUCAGUGACCUAAAGAACAGUGGUACUUCUUGAUCCUAAUCCUGAUACUGUGAUUCCAUGGCGUCAUCCAUCUCUUCUCCACCUGUGAACAGCUGAUUCCAGUGUGACUUUGUGCUUUUUAGGGGGUUGAGUAUCUCUUAUUCUUCCGUUUCUUGUCUGAGACUUUGAUUUCAGCGGAUUCCAUGUGCUGCAUGUUGCACAUCUUCCCAAACUGUGUGAACAUAAAGUUUGGUGUUAUAAUAAUAAACCAGUUACGUUA